Molecule: messenger RNA, 1132 nt
Organism: Phyllostomus discolor (pale spear-nosed bat)
Lineage: Eukaryota; Metazoa; Chordata; Mammalia; Chiroptera; Phyllostomidae
Product: glutathione S-transferase theta-2B-like
Exons: 5
Coding region: 109-843 (244 amino acids)
Biological process (GO): glutathione metabolic process
Cellular component (GO): cytoplasm
Molecular function (GO): glutathione transferase activity
Source: RefSeq, a predicted model, not a curated record
CUCACUGGCACUUUUGGGGCGGAGCCUCCGAACUCGUUUCCUUUAGAUAUCCGGUACCUGCCCCCGCUGUUGCCCUUGGUGCCUUCGACUUCUGCCACCCCGGCGACCAUGGGUCUGGAGCUCUACCUGGACCUGCUGUCCCAGCCCUCCCGCGCCGUCUACAUCUUCGCCAAGAAGAAUGGCAUUCCCUUCCAGCUGCGCGCCUUGGACCUGCUCAAAGGUCACCACCUGAACCCAGAGUUCCUCCCAGCUAACAGCCUGCAGAGGGUGCCUGUCCUCAAGGACGGUGACUUCCUCUUGACUGAAAGUGUGGCUAUCCUGAUUUACCUGAGCAUUAAGUACCAGACAGCGGAUCACUGGUACCCAUCAGACCUGCAGGCCCGCAUGCGCAUCCAUGAGUACCUGGGCUGGCAUGGUGACUGCAUCCGUAGCACCUUUGGUGUGUCCUUGUGGGCUCAGGUGCUGGCUCCGCUCAUUGGGAUUCAGGUGCCUGAGGAGAAGCUGAAGCGCAACAGGGCUGCCAUGGACAGGGCCCUGCAGUGCCUGGAGGACAAGUUCCUGGGGGACAAGGCCUUCCUCACUGGCCAGCAGGUGACGCUGGCGGACAUCAUGGCGCUGGAGGAGCUGAUGCAGGCUGUGGCUAUUGGCUGUGACCUGUUUGAGGGACGGCCACGGCUGGCUGCCUGGCGCCAGCGAGUGGAGGCUUUCCUGGGUGCUGAUUUGUGCCGGGAGACCCACAGCGUCAUCUGGAGCAUCCGGGAGCUGGCAGCCAACAAAAAACUCCCGGAUCCUCCCCCAGAAAUGCGAUCAAGAAUGCUGCUUCGUAUAGCCAGGAUCCCUUGAAGGGUGUGGAUAAGGUCGAUUGGGGUCAGAAGAUUGGUAGUGUUCAUUCUCUUCCUUGCUUUUUAUCUUUUGUCCCUUUUCAUCUACUUGUCCCUUUUCAUCUUUUUUCAUGUUGUCGCAGUCUCUUGUCUCCGACUCCUGGAGGAACUCUUCACAGGUGGGACAUUGGGUGUCCUUGGCAGUGCUUCUCCUCAGGUGCACCAGAUGUAAUCAGUAGAAAAUUAGAAGUUACCAUAUGUAUAUGAAGAGCUCCUAAAAUUCAAUGACAUGAAGAAAAAGCAACUAAAAA